Molecule: messenger RNA, 3885 nt
Organism: Pecten maximus
Lineage: Eukaryota; Metazoa; Mollusca; Bivalvia; Pectinida; Pectinidae
Exons: 2
Coding region: 1803-2906 (367 amino acids)
Biological process (GO): DNA integration
Molecular function (GO): nucleic acid binding
Source: RefSeq, a predicted model, not a curated record
UUUACCAGGAUGCCCUUCGGCCUUACGAAUGCUCCAGCGACAUUUCAGCGCUUAAUGGAACGAUGUAUGGGUGAUUUACAUCUGGCCAUUUGCUUAAUCUAUCUUGAUGAUUUGAUCAUCUUUUCACGAACUUAUGAGGAGCAUUUGGAUCAAGUUUUCCAACGGCUGAGGGACAACGGCCUGACGCUCGCUUCCAAGAAGUGCCAAUUCUUUAUGAACAGGGUCGCAUAUGUCGGACAUAUUGUUACACAAGAAGGAAUUGAAGCGGAUCCUAAGAAGAUAGAGAAGGUUCGGGACUGGCCGACGCCUACUAAUCCGGAAGAAUUACGACAGUUUCUUGGUUUCGCGGGUUAUUAUAGGAAGUUCGUGAAAGAUUUUGCCAAGAUUGCCAGGCCAUUGACAGACCUAUUACCACCAACUCGAGCCAAGAAGCUUAAAGGAAGGGUCAAGGCAGAGACGAACGGUAUUAAGUGGACUUGGACAUCGGAGCAUGUGACAGCGUUUAGUAAGCUGAAGGAUUCUUUGUGUAAUCCACCGGUGCUUGGAUAUGCGAACUAUACACAACCGUUUGAACUUCAUACUGAUGCUAGUACUUUGGGACUAGGAGCUGUUCUUUAUCAAGAACAAGAUGGAAAGUUACGACCUAUUUGUUACGCGAGUCGAGGAUUGAGCAAGUCGGAAAGGAAUUACCCGGCUCACAAACUCGAAUUCCUUGCACUCAAAUGGGCGGUAACUGAGAAGUUCCACGAUCAUUUAUACGGACAGACAUUCACGGUUCUGACAGACAACAAUCCGCUGACGUACGUCUUGGGAAAGGCAAAGCUUGAUGCUAUGGGACACAGAUGGUUGUCCGCUCUAUCUGCCUACAACUUCGAUAUCAAGUAUCGACCAGGACGGAACAAUGCGGAUGCAGAUGCAUUGUCGAGGCUGCCAUGAUGCAGUAUUUCGUCGGAAUCCGUGCAAGCAGUAUGUAAAGGAGCCAUCGCUUAUAAUGGGUCCUUGGUGGAAUGCUUAAGCUUGUCGACAGAGGUACUUGACACGAUGGUUGUGGAAGAGGAACAUGGUUUCCGUACCAUGACACCCCAGGAAUGGAGGAAAUUGCAGGCGGAGGAUGAAGUUAUUGGGGAGUGGUUACCUAUCAUAAGGCAGAAUCUGAAACCAGCACGUAAGAGGUUAUCGGUUAUUCCAGAGAGCGCCACUCUAAAAAGAUGCUGGGGUAGCUGGAAGCUGAAACGUGGUGUGUUGUAUCGGAGUGUUUCUGAUGGUGAAGCUGAUACUGACCAACUUGUACUUCCGGCCGCCAUGCGAGAUAACGUGUUGACGUCAUUGCAUAAUGACAUUGGUCAUCCUGGACGGGACAGGAUGUUAUCGUUGCUGAGGGAUAGAUUCUUUUGGCCUGAUAUGACCAAGGAUGUCGAGACGUGGGUAAAGGAGUGCCAGAGAUGUCUUUUUAGGAAAUCUAACUCCAACAUCAGAGCUCCUUUGGUGAAUAUUGUUACUACCCACCCAUGGAUCUGGUAUGCAUGGAUUUUCUGAAGUUGGAAACGUCUAAAGGUGGAUUCCAAUAUGUCCUUGUAGUAACUGAUCGUUUUAACCGGUAUGCUAAAGCUAUUCCGACUCGGAGUCAAUAAGCGAAAGCAACGGCCGAUGCAUUGCAAGGAUUCAUCGAGCAUUAUGGAAUUCCGCGGAGACUGCACUCCGACCAAGGUGCCAACUUCGAGGGGAAAGUCAUCACCAGCCUAUGUGAUACGCUGCGCAUUACUAAGUCCAGAACGACACCCUACCAUCCUAGCGCUAACGGGAUGUGUGAGCGUUUCAAUAGGACACUCAUCGACAUGUUAGGCACGUUGGAGCCACACCAGAAGAAGGAUUGGAAGAGUUACGUUGGAUCGCUCACCUAUGCGUACAACUGUACCAGGCAUAAAACUACAGGUUACUCACCAUUCCAGCUGAUGUUUGGGCGACAGCCUCGAUUGCCCGUCGACCUGUUGUGCGGAAUGGAUGAGGAAGGAACCCGACAUAGCAUCCCAGAAUAUGUAAAAGCCUUAAGAAGCAGGAUGUCUUAUUUAUUUAGUUUGGCAAGCAAGAAGGCUAGGGAUUCGCAGAGUCGUCAGAAGGCAGACUACGACCUACGCAGUAGGGAAGCUGUUCUGGAACCGGGAGAUCGGGUUCUGGUGAAAGUUCUAGCCUUUGAUGGACGGCAUAAACUAGCUGAUCGGUGGGAGCCUGAUGUUUACAUCGUUCAAAGACAGCCUAACGAAGUUAUUCCUGUGUAUACUAUACUCAGAGAGGAUGGAGAGGGGAAGAACAGAACUCUUCAUCGAAAUCAUCUGCUUCCGAUCGGAUGUAUACCCGUGAGGACGGAUGAUAUACCUAUUGUACCCCAACCUCGACCGGUACCUCGCGUUAGAAGGUCGGAGCUGGCAGGUGGACCACCUCAGAAGGAGUCAGUGGCUGAGCCUGUGAAAUCCCUGUCUGGAAGCGAGGGAAGUGACAGCUCAGAAGAGGACUUUGUGGGAAUGGACGUUUCUACCGACGUUCAACGGCCACCCACACAGGAUAUGGAUCAAAUGAGGCGUGACGUGAUACCUGUUCCUGGACCUCAAACUGAUCCCAGUGAUGUGGAGUCGACAGAAUCGGAACCGGACGAUGUACCUGCUGUGGCAGUACAGGGAGGUAUCACUUCGCCUGGUCCGGCGAUUCAACCGCCUAGAAGAUCGACAAGAAACAGACGACCGCCUAAUUGGUUGACGUCAUGCGAGUUCGUUUGUUCACAGCAACCUGUGGGGGCAGAUCCGGAAUGGAAAAUGAAAGCUGCAUUCCUAAUGGAUAUGGUGACUUCGAAAUCCUUCAGGAAUAUGCCGGGUUUUGCUCAACAGGCAAUGUUAAAGAUUUUAACCAGUUAGAUACUUUUAUGUUUGUUCAUUUUCCAGUAAUCUAUGCAUUUGUGCUUGUAGCAUAUACAUGUGUAACUUGAAACCCUUGGGAAGAUGAGGGCAUCUUCUUUUCACGUGGGGGAGUGUAAGGCGAAUUAAGGCGAUUGUUGUUUUCUGUGUAUGUUUUUUGCAUUUAAUUUUAUUAUACUAAUUAUUAUUUUCACUUAUUUACAGUCUGUCCUGAACGUGUAGAUGAGGACAUCUUCCAUCUAAGGAGGGGAGUAUGUAGUAGUGUCAUUAUUUUACAAUACUGCUUUUUAAUUGUUUAUAUUUAUUUUAUCUCUACGCGUGCGUGUGUACCGGAUGUCAGCCGUCCGCGAAAUACGUAUACCGUACGUAUACGUAUCAUACGCAAUGCGACAUGGCGUUAGCGCGCGCGGGAAAGAAGCACGUGUGGAUGAAUGUGAGCCACUGGACGGAUGUGACGUAUCGUUAUGUCACUUGUCUAUCUAUUAUGUAUAUUGUCCAUAUAUGGUGUUGUCUACAUGAAUGUUUCGAAUGAAUGUUGGGUAAUUUAGCGGGGUUCUGGUCACUUUUGGACAGAGCGGCCGAUGCGACAGCACCUAUAUCUAUGCUACAGAAUUAUACCACUAUUUGAAUCUAUAUAUUGACGAUUAGGCCAUUCUGAGAUUAAUUACGACUAAAUAUUGUACGAGUCGGGAAGCAAUGACUCGGCGGACUUGGUCCGGGAAAAGCCCUCUUCGCAUUGAAGAGGUGGGCAUUUUUAUAAUGUGACGUAUUUUGUAAUUAUUCAUAUAAUUGGUAAUAGAUGUACAUGUAGCUAUAUCUUCUAUAUAAUUUAUGGAAUGAAUAAUUAGCUGUAAAGUAUAUAUACUGUAUGUUUAACAAUUUCAACUGAUAACGAUCAGUUAUUAGAUGCUACAUCUUGAAUAAUUGUUUGAAUGUAUGAUGCUGUAUUGUGUAUUAUUGGUAAUAUGAUUUAUUCAUG